Molecule: messenger RNA, 1605 nt
Organism: Trypanosoma brucei brucei TREU927
Lineage: Eukaryota; Euglenozoa; Kinetoplastea; Trypanosomatida; Trypanosomatidae
Exons: 1
Coding region: 1-1605 (534 amino acids)
Biological process (GO): intraciliary transport
Cellular component (GO): cytoplasmic dynein complex; ciliary plasm
Molecular function (GO): dynein heavy chain binding; dynein light chain binding
Source: RefSeq, a predicted model, not a curated record
AUGCCCAUUCCGUGUAAUUUCAAGGAUCAAAUAACAGGUGAAGUUCAUAUUCCCUCAACUUCCCGCGCAAAUGUUACGUACAAACAAUGUGAAUGUCAGACGGGUGUGCUUAAGAUGCAAGAUAUGGAAACACAAACAGCGAUUAGCGCUCUUCAGGCAGUCAACCGAAGCGACAAACAAGUUGGCCACGAGAAACCUCAGAUCCAGGCAAAUAUCGAUGGGCUGCAAUAUGUUUAUGCUGGAGUAAAUUACAGCGAGGAGGCUCUGGCUGAUUUCCUGGAGGCGGCGAGGGAAGACGUCCUUGCUAUAUUAUACCGCAAUGUAAAAAACAGUGCGUUUGACAACUACGAGCCGAAUUGGACGAAAAAGAGCACUGAACUCUCUGCUGUUGCAACUUUCCGGGCGUCGUAUGCCGAGGAAAGAGAUCUUCACGCCUUAUCCGUGAGUUUUAACUCCAGCGGAACACUCUUAGCCGUUGCAUACGGCCAAGUGGAUACCGCAGGGUGGUGUAAUGAUACAGGCAUGGUUGGUAUAUGGAACUUGUCACGAAAUGAUGUAAACGUUAAUGAACCGCAUCACAUGAUGGAAACUGAUUCCUUCGUCACAUGUGUUGCAUUUCAUCCAUCACAGGCAACAGUGUUGGCAGUGGGACUGUACAGUGGUGAGGUGGUACUUUAUAAAAAUGUGACGGAUGCGACACCGAUAGAGAUGACAGCAGACGGAUCUUCAACAUCGCACAGAGAGCCCGUGACAUUCCUGCAGUGGACUGAAAACUUACAGGAGACGCGUGAUUCCCAUCGGUACACGCUUUGUUCCGCGGGCCAGGAUGGUCGUAUCCUCUUUUGGACUAUGGGCAAUAAAAUGGCGCAACCAACAGCCGCAUUUAUCAUUAAAACCAGGAAAGGAGCAACGGUUGGUGUGCAGUCCGCUUGUUUCUCCCGUCCCGGGGGCUCCGCCGGUCGCAUCACACCAUCGAGCGACAGUGUUCUCGUCAUUGGUCUUGAAAAUGGUGAUGUUGGCCGAGCCCGUCCUGGCGUCCUUGCUGCCCUUCCAACUCGAGCUGGAGAGUCGGAGGUUUCUCUUGAACUUGAUUGGUUGUCCUCUCACAGGGGUCCUGUGCAGUGCGUUGAUACCUCGCCUUUCUUUCACAAUCUCUGCCUCACUUGUUCUUCUGAUGGCAGUGCUCGGCUGUACAACAUGCUAGAAACGGCAGCAGUUGCCACAUUAGAGCCGUCUGCGGAGUCGAAACAUUUCCUUUAUGCUGCGCGGUUUAGUCCUUUUAGACCCAGUGUUAUUGCUGUGGUUUCGCGCAGCUCAUUCCUGCAUAUAUAUGACUUGCAGAAAUCGCAACUUAAGCCUGUAGUAACGUUGGAAGCUGGGACAGAUGGCGCUGCACUGAUGUGUGUUACUUUUAAUCAUGCUUCACCGGAUUGGAUUUGUACGGGGGACGUCAGUGGCUCCGUCCGCCUCUGGAAGCUGCCGUCGUCCCUCAUGCAAACCACCGACUUGGAGCGGGCUGCUGUGCGGGAUAGCCGUGGCCGUGGGGGGAAUGCGGAAGACAGUGAAAAGAACGCCGUCAUAUCUCUGUUUGGUUUCUCUCUCUGA